Tupaia belangeri chinensis (Chinese tree shrew) is the source of this 3241-nucleotide messenger RNA. It is a transcript of the gene UBTF, whose product is annotated as upstream binding transcription factor. The coding region runs from base 286 to 2589 and encodes 767 amino acids. The record is from RefSeq and is a predicted model, not a curated record. The transcript is spliced from 20 exons. NCBI's taxonomy places the organism in Eukaryota, Metazoa, Chordata, Mammalia, Scandentia, Tupaiidae.
CGCACCGCGGAGCCUGGCUGCGGGGGCUGGGAGAGUGGUUAGGAAGAAGAGGAGGAGCACAGCCCCUCACCCUCGACUCAUAAGUCUAAUAGGAUCUACCCUGGGUGUCUCUGAGAGUGUGAACCUGCACCCCCCUCCCAAAGGGGAGGGGGGAGGAAUAGAAAGUCCCUUACUUCUCAGCCUGCCUGAGCGGGGACCGGUGUCUCUUCUAAAGGGUGAGGUGGCUUUGACCCCGGGUUGCCCGGCCAGCACGACCGACCGAGGAGGUGGCUGGACAGCUGGAGGAUGAACGGAGAAGCCGACUGCCCCACAGACCUGGAAAUGGCCGCCCCCAAAGGCCAAGACCGCUGGUCCCAAGAAGACAUGUUGACUUUGCUGGAAUGCAUGAAGAACAAUCUUCCAUCCAAUGACAGCUCCAAGUUCAAAACCACUGAAUCACAUAUGGACUGGGAAAAAGUAGCAUUUAAGGACUUUUCUGGAGACAUGUGCAAGCUCAAAUGGGUGGAGAUUUCUAACGAGGUGAGGAAGUUCCGUACAUUGACAGAAUUAAUCCUUGAUGCUCAGGAACAUGUUAAAAAUCCUUACAAAGGCAAAAAACUCAAGAAACACCCAGACUUCCCAAAGAAGCCCCUAACCCCUUAUUUCCGCUUCUUCAUGGAGAAGCGGGCCAAGUAUGCGAAACUUCACCCUGAGAUGAGCAACCUGGACCUGACGAAGAUUCUAUCCAAGAAAUAUAAGGAGCUUCCUGAGAAGAAGAAGAUGAAAUAUAUUCAGGACUUCCAGAGGGAGAAACAGGAGUUCGAGCGAAACCUGGCCCGAUUCAGGGAGGAUCACCCUGACCUAAUCCAGAAUGCCAAGAAGUCGGACAUCCCUGAGAAGCCCAAAACCCCCCAGCAGCUGUGGUACACCCACGAGAAGAAGGUGUAUCUCAAAGUACGGCCAGAUGCCACUACGAAGGAGGUGAAGGACUCCCUGGGGAAGCAGUGGUCUCAGCUCUCGGACAAAAAGAGGCUGAAAUGGAUUCAUAAGGCCCUGGAGCAGCGGAAGGAGUACGAGGAGAUUAUGCGUGACUAUAUCCAGAAGCACCCCGAGCUGAACAUCAGCGAGGAGGGCAUCACCAAGUCCACCCUCACCAAGGCUGAACGCCAGCUCAAGGACAAGUUUGAUGGGCGACCCACCAAGCCACCUCCGAACAGCUACUCACUGUACUGCGCAGAGCUCAUGGCCAACAUGAAGGACGUGCCCAGCACAGAGCGCAUGGUGCUGUGCAGCCAGCAGUGGAAGCUGCUCUCCCAGAAGGAGAAGGAUGCCUAUCAUAAGAAGUGUGACCAGAAAAAGAAAGAUUACGAGGUGGAACUGCUCCGUUUUCUUGAGAGCCUGCCGGAGGAGGAGCAGCAGCGAGUCCUGGGGGAGGAGAAGAUGUUGAAUAUCAAGAAACAAGCCACCAGCCCGGCUUCCAAGAAGCCCUCCCAGGAAGGGGGCAAGGGUGGUUCCGAGAAGCCUAAGCGGCCCGUGUCAGCCAUGUUCAUCUUUUCCGAGGAGAAGCGGCGGCAGCUGCAGGAGGAACGGCCCGAGCUCUCUGAGAGCGAGCUGACCCGCCUGCUAGCCCGAAUGUGGAACGACUUGUCAGAGAAGAAGAAGGCCAAGUACAAGGCUCGGGAGGCGGCGCUCAAGGCACAGUCAGAAAGGAAGCCCAGUGGGGAGCGCGAAGAGAGAGGCAAGCUGCCCGAGUCACCUAAGAGAGCCGAGGAGAUCUGGCAACAGAGUGUCAUCGGCGACUACCUGGCCCGCUUCAAGAAUGACCGGGUAAAGGCCUUAAAAGCCAUGGAGAUGACCUGGAACAACAUGGAGAAAAAGGAGAAGCUGAUGUGGAUUAAGAAGGCAGCCGAAGACCAAAAGCGCUAUGAGGUUUCUCCACAGAGAGAGCUGAGUGAGAUGCGGGCACCUCCAGCUGCUACAAACUCUUCCAAGAAGAUGAAGUUUCAGGGGGAACCCAAGAAGCCUCCCAUGAACGGUUACCAGAAGUUCUCCCAGGAGCUGCUGUCCAAUGGGGAGCUUAACCACCUGCCCCUGAAGGAGCGCAUGGUGGAGAUUGGCAGCCGCUGGCAGCGCAUCUCUCAGAGCCAGAAGGAACACUACAAGAAGCUGGCCGAGGAGCAGCAGAAGCAGUACAAGGUGCACCUGGACCUGUGGGUCAAGAGUCUGUCUCCCCAGGACCGUGCAGCAUAUAAAGAGUACAUCUCCAAUAAGCGUAAGAGCAUGACCAAGCUGCGAGGCCCAAACCCCAAGUCCAGCCGGACUACCCUGCAGUCUAAGUCGGAGUCUGAGGAGGAUGAUGAAGAGGAUGAGGAUGAUGAGGACGAGGAUGAAGAAGAGGAAGAUGAUGAGAAUGGGGACUCUUCUGAGGAUGGCGGGGACUCUUCCGAAUCCAGCAGCGAAGAUGAGAGCGAGGACGGGGACGAGAAUGAGGAGGAUGACGAGGACGAGGAUGAUGACGAGGAUGACGACGAGGAUGAAGACAACGAGUCCGAGGGCAGCAGCUCUAGCUCCUCCUCUUCAGGGGACUCCUCGGACUCUGACUCCAACUGAGGCUCAGUUCCCACCCAGGGCAGCCAGGGAGAGCCCAGAAGCUCCCCUCCCCAACUGACCACCUUCGUUUCUCCCCUGUGUCCUGUCCCCUGCCCCCUGGCCUCCCCCACUUUCUUUCUUUCUUUCUUUCUUUUUUUUUUUUUAAACAAAUACGGUGGGGGAAGGGGGCUAGAGGAGCCCAGGCCAGGACUCUGCAACAUCAGAGACAUCAGCCCUGGGGAUCCUCCAGGGACAGCAACCAUCAGACUGAGCCAGCACUGGACCAGCCGGCCCACCCCACCCCUCUUCUGCACUUGCGGUUCCGGCAUGGACAAUGGACCGGGGAGUGGGGUGGGGGGUCCCAAAGAGUUCAGCGAGGCCCUCCAUACCUGCAGCCCAGCCCACGGUGGGGUGGAAGCAUGGGGAGGACACCUCCCUUCCCAGAGGGGCUUGCCGCCUGGACCUCUACAUUGGAACUGGAGGCAGGGGACAUGGGGGGAGGAGGACGGUGCCUUUGAGAAAGCAGGCACUGCCCUGACAGCCCUCUCCCCUGCCCCCUGCAGGAAGGAGCUGCCUGGACCCACUCAUGGGGGAGGGGGCAGAAGUGUUUUUUAUAUAUGUGUAUAUAUUUUUUUUUUAAGCUCUGAGCUGUCAACGAGACGUUUCCUACCGA